Messenger RNA from Pocillopora damicornis (cauliflower coral), 1077 nucleotides. Its product is annotated as DNA oxidative demethylase ALKBH2. The record is from RefSeq and is a predicted model, not a curated record. Lineage: Eukaryota; Metazoa; Cnidaria; Anthozoa; Scleractinia; Pocilloporidae. Gene Ontology annotation, biological process: DNA alkylation repair. Gene Ontology annotation, molecular function: cytosine C-5 DNA demethylase activity; ferrous iron binding; broad specificity oxidative DNA demethylase activity.
CUUCAGGUUUAGAACACUUCUGUGUAGUAUUUUCAAGAACUAGACGAUCGCCAAAUAGCUAUAUUUUUGAUAUGAUUGAAUCUUAUUUCAUUAAGAAAGAUUCGAAAUGUGCAAAACGCAAGCUGGGCGAGAAGGAAAUUGUGGGAGAGCCUGAAAUGAAGGUGAAAGCUUGUGACAAUCCAAACGAACAACCCUCUUGCUCUAAAUUAUCUUUUCUUGAAGGAAAUAGAAGGACAGACCUUAAAUGGAAACGUAUAACAUCAGAAAAUUUAAAUCUUGAUUAUGUGCAGUUAUUCUCUAAAACUGAAGCUGACACGCUCUUUCAAGAGGCAGAGAAAGUGAUAAAGUAUAACAAAGACAGUAAAGUGUUCGUUCAUGGAAAAUGGCACAAUGUCCCAAGAAAGCAAGCAGCUUAUGGAGACGCAGGUCUAACGUACACAUUCUCUGGUUCAACUGUAGCGGCACAGCCGUGGAGUAAUGCUCCCUUUCUCAAGCACAUAGCUGACCUUGUUUCAUCUCUAACUGGUGGACACCAGUUUAACUUUGUUCUUGUGAACAGGUACAAGGAUGGACAAGACCACAUGGGUGAACACAGAGAUGAUGAGGUUGAUUUGGUUCCCAAAAGUUCCAUUGCGUCUCUGUCUUUAGGUCAAACCAGAGACUUUGUGUUCCGUCACAAAGAUGCCAGAGGAAGUGGAGCUAAAAGAAAGAUUGAUCCUGUUAAGUUUGAACUGUCUCACGGCAGUCUGCUUAUGAUGAACCACCCAACCAAUGUGUAUUGGUUUCAUUCCCUUCCUGUGCGGAAAAAGGCAAUAUGCCCAAGAAUCAAUUUCACAUUCAGACAGAUGGUUGUAAAGAAGUGAUGGAUGUUUUCAAAGUUAUGAAUCUGAUACAAGGUGUUGUUUUUGAAGAGCAUAAUGAUAUUUUGUGGUUUGCUAGGAGUAUUUUGCCAUUUGUCAAUGGCAAAAAUUCAUGACCAAAAUGUAACGGUCUACCCUCUUGAAAAAUUCAGAUUGAGUGCAAUGCAUAGUACUGGCAAUGUACCCAACCCUAUUUCAGACCUGACUGUUCACAAGA